AUGGCAGCCUCCAGCCUGGACUUCGGGGAGGUGGAAACUUUUCUGGAUAGGCACCCAGAGUUGUUGGAAGAUUAUUUGAUGCGGAAAGGGAAGCAGGAGCUGGUGGACAAGUGGCUAAGAAGGCACAGUCCGGGACAGGGGGCUUCAGGCCUGAAGCCUGCCCUGACUAGCACUGGCAGCUUGGCUCAGGGUAGUGGCAGAGGCAGCCCUGGGAUAGGUGGUGGUGCUGGACCCCAGGGCUCUGCCAACAGCCAUCCCAUGCCAGGUGGUGGGGAAAGUGCUGGGGUUCCCUUGAGUCCCAGCUGGGCUAGUGGCAGUCGGGGCGAUGGGAACCUGCAGCGGAAAGCUUCGCAGAAAGAACUGCGGAAGAGCUUUGCCCGCUCCAAAGCCAUCCACGUGAACAGGACCUACGAUGAACAGGUGACCUCCCGGGCCCAGGAGCCCAUGAGCAGUGUCCGGCGGAGGGCCCUGCUCAGGAAGGCCAGCUCUCUGCCCCCUACCACAGCCCACAUUCUCAGUGCCCUGCUGGAAUCGAGGGUGAAUCUGCCUCAGUAUCCCCCUACGGCCAUCGACUACAAAUGCCACCUCAAAAAGCAUAACGAACGCCAGUUUUUCCUGGAACUGGUCAAGGACAUCUCCAAUGACCUUGACCUCACCAGCCUGAGCUACAAGAUCCUCAUCUUUGUCUGUCUCAUGGUGGACGCUGACCGCUGCUCUCUCUUCUUAGUGGAGGGGGCAGCUGCUGGCAAGAAGAGUUUGGUCUCCAAAUUUUUUGAUGUGCAUGCAGGAACCCCACUGCUUCCCUGCAGCAGCACAGAGAACUCAAAUGAGGUGCAGGUCCCAUGGGGCAAAGGCAUCAUUGGCUAUGUCGGGGAACAUGGAGAAACUGUCAACAUUCCUGAUGCCUAUCAGGACCGAAGAUUCAAUGAUGAGAUCGACAAGCUAACUGGAUACAAGACAAAAUCCCUAUUGUGCAUGCCUAUCCGGAGCAGUGACGGGGAGAUUAUCGGUGUGGCCCAAGCAAUAAAUAAGAUUCCUGAGGGUGCUCCAUUUACGGAGGAUGACGAAAAAGUUAUGCAGAUGUAUCUUCCAUUCUGUGGAAUCGCCAUAUCUAACGCUCAGCUCUUUGCUGCCUCGAGGAAGGAAUAUGAAAGAAGCAGGGCUUUGCUGGAGGUGGUCAAUGACCUCUUCGAAGAACAGACGGACCUGGAGAAGAUUGUCAAGAAAAUAAUGCAUCGGGCCCAAACUCUAUUGAAAUGUGAACGCUGUUCGGUUUUACUUCUAGAAGACAUUGAAUCACCAGUGGUGAAGUUCACCAAAUCCUUUGAACUGAUGUCCCCAAAGUGCAGUGCUGAUGCUGAGAGCAGUUUCAAAGAAAGCAUGGAGAAAUCAUCCUACUCUGACUGGCUGAUAAAUAACAGCAUCGCUGAGUUGGUUGCUUCGACAGGCCUUCCUGUGAAUGUCAGCGAUGCCUACCAGGACCCACGCUUUGAUGCUGAGGCUGACCAGAUAUCUGGUUUUCACAUAAGAUCUGUUCUCUGUGUCCCUAUUUGGAACAGUAACCACCAAAUAAUUGGGGUCGCUCAAGUGCUGAACAGACUCGAUGGGAAACCUUUCGACGAUGCAGACCAGCGGCUUUUUGAGGCUUUUGUCAUCUUUUGCGGCCUUGGUAUCAACAACACAAUUAUGUAUGAUCAAGUGAAGAAGUCCUGGGCCAAGCAGUCAGUGGCUCUUGAUAGCAAGAGUCCAAAAGGGGAAAACUUUGACUCUUUAAGGUUGAUGGCAAAGGGAAAGGAAGUCAUUUUUGGUGGAAACCUAGGUGCCCACAGACUGGCGGGGCACCUCUGUAUUCUCCACACCAUGAGCAGAGUUGGUUUUGUGAGGAAGGACAUGGGGACCAGUAACGAAGAACUCUUUCCGGACAUCGUGUCCCACGUGAAUCCUCCUUCUAAAGAGUUAGGAGCCAACCCAGCUUCCUGA
Cricetulus griseus (Chinese hamster) is the source of this 1980-nucleotide messenger RNA. NCBI's taxonomy places the organism in Eukaryota, Metazoa, Chordata, Mammalia, Rodentia, Cricetidae. The record is from RefSeq and is a predicted model, not a curated record.